GCUAACUCCAAUUAACUGGUACAUUCACACCAAACGGAAUGGGCGGUGACGUCAUCAUCAAUGGCCGGUGUUGUUCUUGAUAUGUGCAGAGCCUCUACUUCGAUUUCUUCGUCUUAAUCCCUAGCCACAUUGAAAGACUACAAAUGGCUGACUACUGGAAGUCACAACCGAGGAAAUUUUGCCAAUAUUGCAAGUGUUGGAUCGCGGACAAUAAGCCAAGCAUAGAAUUCCACGAAAGAGGGAAGAAUCACAAAGAAAAUGUGGCAUCCAAAAUUACCGAGAUUAAAAAGAAGAGUGUCCAAAAAGCCAAACAAGAUGAGCGUAUGUCUAAACAGUUUGCGGCAAUGGAGGAGGCUGCGUUGAAGGCGUAUGAGGAAGACUUGAAGAGGAUGGAAAUUGAAUCUGCAUCUGGGUCCUGUGUGCAACCUGCAAUAAAACUUAAACCACCACCUAUAGUAGUGUGUGAGCCACCGCCACAUGCCAGAAUACCCCAAAAGAAGAAAGAGAAACCAAGAAAACCAAAGGUAACACAGAUGUGGGUGGAAGGGUGGACAGGCGACGGACACAUAUACUAUUACAACACAAUCACUGGAGAGUCUCAGUGGGACCAACCCGAAGGCUUCCAGCGUAUCUCAGAAUGUGUGCAACCCAGACAGAACAAGGCUUCAAGCGGUGUUUGGAUGGAAGGUGUCAGUCCUGAAGGAUAUCCAUAUUGGUACAACACAGAAACAGGAGAGUCCAGAUGGGAAAAGCCAGUAGACUUACCUUCCAGUAAGGCCACUGAAUCCAACUCCAACAAGGAGGAAAAACCUCAGGAGGAGCCGACUGGAGGAGAUGAGGCUUCUGAUGGGGCUCAGUUGUCCAGGGUAAGAACAAUUCAAAGAGAAUUUAUUUCCCCCACUGUCGUACUUACACAUGCUGACUUGCCAUUCCAGAAAAGGAAAGCUGAGGGUGAACCUUCAGAAGAAAAGGCCGAAGAUAAAACAAGCAGUGAAAUCCCUCAAGAGGAUGUUAAAGAGGAGAUCCAAAGCACAAACACCGAACCUGAAGAGAAAAAACAAGAAGAUACGGAAAAAGCCAAGAGACCAAAAGCAGUCAAUCCAUACGGGGCUUGGGAACAGAUUCAAGAAGAGAAGGACCCAUACGCCAAUGUGGACUUACAGUUGCCGCUGGGAAAGGGAGAGGCAGAGCCUGCACCGAUAGAGUUGCAUCCGGAGCCGAAACCCAAGUUCACGGAGCGCAUCAUCACUUCGCUUGGCGUGGAAAGCGGACCGGCCGCGUUCAAAAAAAGCAAGACGCAGAACGGAAAAUCCAGAAGCUUCCGACAGAGAGAUGACAAUGACUAACUGAUUUGUUUUUCUUUUUUAAGCACACAAUGUGACAGUAAGGCUUAUUGGACCAAUUAUGUUCCUUUCUGCUGAGCAAAUGCAAAGUCAUAUUCUCCUAACCUGCAGAGAUCUUUUCAAGGCUCCUCUGUUCUAUGUAUAUGUUUAUUAAUGAGAUCGUGAUGAUGAAAUUAGUCUUGGAUAAUGUUUGACAUGAGCCAUAAUUGCGGUCCUGUAAAAUGAUUUGCAGUGGAAGUUAUUAUUGAUUUGCAAGAUACACGCAGUUCAAAUUGAACAAGUACAAGAAUUUAGAAAUCCAAUCACAGCCUGAUGCCAUCACGCGUGCAAUUAGUGUGGGAAGCGCCUUGCACGCCUUCAUUUGUUUUGUAACACACACCAGCUGCAACGCUUUGGUCAUUUACAAAAUGCUUUUCCAAAUCAGAGUUGUUACCAAGAAAAACUUCAGGGAAACAUGUGCAUUUCAUGUUUUAGCAUUUUAUAUUUGUAACAAUAAAUUACCAGCAUCACAGAGACUGCUGAAGCUGCCAUACAUUUCAAAAUAAGACAUAUUUACACUAAAUUUACUGCUGCGAUUUAGCAAUAAUUUGGAUAAUUUAAUAAUUAUAUUUACAGUGGUGUGAAAAAGUGUUUGUCACACUUAAAUGUUUCAAAUCAAUUUAAAUAUUAGUCAAUCACAACACAACUGAACACAAAAUGCAGUUUUUAAAUGGAACUUUUUGGUCCUAGGGGAGAAAAAAAUCUAAACCUGCAGUGCAUGGAUGGCCCAGUGUGAGAAAGUGAUUUUGGUUGGUCGGUUUCCCUAAGAGGUUACAAAAGAACCCACAACAACAUCGAAAUAACUGUGGGCCUCCCUCGCCUCAGUUAAGGUCUUUGUCCAUGGCAUGGCAGACUGUAUUUUGCAAUAAAAAGAACAACACAGCAGUUUUGUGAAAACCACUGCUAAACAAAAACAACAUUAAGGCUUGUCUCAAUUUUGCCAGAAAACAUCUUAAUGAUCGCCAAGGUCUUUGAGAAAAUACUCAUAUGAGGCAAAAGUUUAACUUUUUGGAAGAUGUGUGUCCCAUUACAUCUGAUGUAAAAGCUGUAAUGUGCAAAUUCCUCCACAGCGCUGUAAGAGACUGAGUGCAAGUUAUCACAAACUCUUGAUUGCAGUUGUUGCUGCUAAGGGUGGUCAACCAUUUAUUAGCUUUAGGGGGCAAUCACUUUUUCACACAGGGCCAUGUGGCUUUGUAUUUGUUUCCCUCCUUUCACAAUAAAACACUACAUUUAAAAUGUGCAUUUUGUGGUCAGUUGUGUUGUCAUUGACUAAUGUUUGAAGUUGUUUGAUGAUCUGAAAUAUUUAAGUCUGACAAAUAAAAAUAAACACUUUUUCACACCACUUGUGAAAGAGAAUGGGUGUCAAUCUGCAGACCUGGACAGGCUGUUUCCACCAUUCUCCACCAGGUCCAGCACAGUCUCCAUAUCUGCAUGUUCAAGUACAUCCAUAAUGAGCUCAUCCAGCGCAUCCCCUCCUCGCAUGAAGUCCUAGAAACAUGGGUAGAAACAUACUAAAUGUGACACGUGUCCCACUUUGGAGAAUAAUGAGGAUCUGACCUUAAUAUCUCUGCUAACAAAGCCUGUCCGGUGGUCUGUGAUGCGAUCCUGGCUGAAGUUGUAGGUGCGAAUCCUCUCUGACUGGGAGCGCGUGCCCACCUGGUGUUAGAGAUGUGGAGUCAAGCAACACAAUCUCCCUAAGAAACAUGACAUUUAUCCAUCUACCUGCUUCUUUCGCGCUGAAUGCCUCUGCUCAGUCUCUUUACCCAUCAUGCUCUGGUAGAGGCGGGCCUUCAGCAUGCGCAUGGCGGUUUCUCUGUUUUGCAGUUGAGAGCGGGUCUGUUGACAUUCUGCUGUCAUACCUGAGAGGGAAAUACCGGCGUUAAAAUAUCGGCGAGUAAGAACGACAAGCAGCUUGGGAGAUACUUGAAUGUCUGACCCGAGGGAAUGUGAACAAUGCGCACCGCACUAUCCGUCGUGUUGACACUUUGGCCCCCCGCACCUCGAGAUCGAAAGGUGUCAACACGCAGGUCCUUGGGAUCGAUGCUGACAUCCACCUAGAGAGCACACAAGUUUUAUCUGUCAAUUGGGCUGUGUGACACCACCCCACCCCAAAAAGUAGUCACAUUAUUUUAUUUUAAUUUAAUUCCUGAACACAAUAAGGUAUUUUUUUUUAAAUGCAGCCCUCAGUGGGAAAAGUUUGGAGACCCCCGAUGUAAAGGAUGUUAAAGCUGAUACAAAAGGAGGGUACCUCGACAGGCUGAGGCAGGAUGAUUACAGUCAUGGUUCCAGUGUGGAUGCGCUGCAUCCUGGACGAGAGACCCACUUCGGGGAUCCUCUGCACCCGGUGUGUUCCCCCUUCAUGUUUCAGGUGUCUGUACACGUUCUCCCCGGAUAUCAGCACAGCCGCAUGAUGCAAGCCACCUUAGAAGCGCACAAAACCAAGUUGAAAACUUCCAUGUAUCUUAACAAGUAAAUGCCUUAUACAUAAAACAUACCAUACUCAGCAGGUGUGUAGUUCAAUGUCUCAAAAUCCCAGUUC
This is a messenger RNA of Doryrhamphus excisus (bluestripe pipefish), 3921 nucleotides long. It is a transcript of the gene wbp4, whose product is annotated as WW domain binding protein 4. Lineage: Eukaryota; Metazoa; Chordata; Actinopteri; Syngnathiformes; Syngnathidae. Gene Ontology annotation, biological process: mRNA splicing, via spliceosome. The record is from RefSeq and is a predicted model, not a curated record. Gene Ontology annotation, cellular component: nucleus; precatalytic spliceosome. Gene Ontology annotation, molecular function: RNA binding; zinc ion binding; protein binding.